CAACGUAAAAGGACGUCCGCGGCGUGUUUGCACGUCCUUUUCACGUGCUAUGAAAUUUUAGUGUCAAUUAUAGUUUUUAUGACAGAAAGUCUAUAUAUUUUGAUACCAAUGUUAUUCUUCUAGUGAUAUUAAAUAAUUACAUGCUUUAAAUAUAUGUGUAAAAUGGCUUCAAUGCUGACAUAAUGCAAGUGUUUACAAAAAGCAAAUUUUGAUUACCUUUACGAAAUUUAAGUGUAUCAAAUAAUUUAUAAGGCAGUAAUGCCAUCAAAUUAGUAGUGCCAUCGAAAAUGUGCCCGAAAACACUUUAAUCUUACGUAAAUACAUUGGUAUAUUCAAAAUAAAAACGCCGGUCGUAAGAAAUAAAAAUGAGUUCCCCUGAAAAGGACAUUGAGUUAAGCCCAGUGAAAAGUGACCCCAAUCCUAGUGGCCCAGCGCUCCCGGAGAAGCUGAAUGUUCCCAUAGAUGACGAGGAAGAUGUGAUCAUCGGACGGUUUAGAAAAAUAAGUUCUGCUAAGUCUAUGGCAGCUACAAACGGCCAGAUACAGUACCCUUCUGAUAUAACAGUGAAGUUAGAUGGUGAUACGGAGUCAGGAUUGCAGUUUAAGAAGGAGCCUGGUGAGAAGGACAAGCUGCUGGAGCCGAACAAUGGUGUGGUGAUGCAGAGGAAGACUCCGGUCACCAAGAGCAGUUUCAGAGAUAUUGAGAAGCCAUCUCGGUUCAGGAAUCAGCAGUCCGCUACCAGGUUUCAGGACUUUCAGUCUGAGGAUGAAGCCACGGAGGACUCCAACGAAUCGGGGAUGGAGAGCGACGAUCCGCUCACGGCGUCUGACACCAAAUAUGGCAAGAGCUUCAGACAUUUCACCCGAGAAGCUUUGCCCAGGCUGGACAACUACAGGAACGUGUUGUCCCUGCACGCGGCGCCUCGACCCACAUUGGAUGAGCUGCACAACGCCUCUCUGUCCAGGAAGCCAGGUCAGACCAUGGAGAAAGACGCCGAGGGCCCGGCGCUGCCCAGCACCAACUUGAAGUUCGGCUGGAUCAAGGGCGUGCUGAUGAGAUGUCUGCUCAACAUUUGGGGCGUGAUGCUUUUCCUCCGACUCUCUUGGGUGGUCGGGCAGGCUGGCGUGGCGCAGUCAAUCCUGCUCAUCAUGACUACGUCAGUGGUGACCACCAUCACGGCGCUCUCCAUGUCUGCGAUCAGCACCAACGGGGUCAUCAAGGGAGGUGGAACGUACUACAUGAUAUCCCGGUCUCUCGGCCCCGAAUUCGGCGGCAGCAUCGGCCUCAUAUUCUCGAUGGCGAACGCUGUCGCUUGCUCUAUGUAUGUCGUCGGCUUUGGCGAGUCGCUCAUAACACUCAUACCAGAGUCCGCCUAUAUGGUCAGCAAGGCCUGGGACCAAACAAUCUACGGCUGCAUCACCAUAGUCCUACUCACGGGCAUUGUAAUGGUGGGGAUGGAGUGGGAGGCGAAAGCCCAAAUAGUGUUGCUGUUCAUACUCCUAGCCGCCAUAGCCAAUUUUCUAAUAGGGUCCAUUGUAGGCCCGAAAAGCGAUGUCGAGAUUGCGCAGGGAUUUGUUGGAUACAACAUGACGGUUUUGAAAAACAACAUGGGACCCGACUACAAGUUCUACGAGGGCGUGGACCAUUCAUUCUUCUCAGUGUUCUCGAUAUUCUUUCCUGCGGCUACAGGGAUUCUAGCUGGUGCUAAUAUUUCUGGGGAUCUUAAGGACCCACAAAAGUCAAUCCCAAAAGGUACUAUCCUGGCCAUUCUACUAACUACCCUAUCAUACCUGUUAAUUGCCGUGAUAGUGGGUUGGACUGUGCUACGGGAAGCCACAGGGGCGGUGGAAGAUGUGGCCAAUUGGACUAUGGGGGCCUGCGCUAACAGGACCUGCGAGUACGGACUGCAUCAUAGUAAUGAUGUGAUACGUCUGGUGUCUGGUUUUGGACCUCUGAUAUACGCCGGAUGCUUCGCGGCCACUCUAUCUUCCGCGCUAGCUUCUCUCGUGUCCGCUCCCAAAGUAUUCCAGGCGUUGUGUCAAGACAAGCUGUACCCGUACUUGGAGUUCUUCGCAAAGGGCUACGGCAAGAACAACGAGCCGGUGCGAGGAUACGUGCUCACCUUUCUUAUCGCUUUCGCAUUCAUUCUAAUGGGUGGUUUGAAUCAGAUCGCACCACUGAUUUCAAACUUCUUCCUUGCGGCGUAUACGUUGAUCAACUUCUCAACAUUCCAUGCUAGUCUCGCCAGACCCGUCGGGUGGAGGCCUACUUUUAGAUUGUACAACAUGUGGCUGUCUCUGGUCGGCGCGGUGCUGUGCCUGGCGAUCAUGUUCGUCAUCUCGUGGAUCACGGCGCUCGUGACGUUCGCGUGCCUGCUCGCGCUCUACCUGCUCGUGUCCUACAGGAAGCCAGAUGUGAACUGGGGCUCAACGACGCAAGCGCAGACGUACAAGGCGGCAUUGUCAGGCGCGCACCAGCUCAACCGCGUCACUGAACACGUUAAGAACUACAGGCCCCAAAUACUGGUGCUGACUGGAUUUCCGGGCGAGAGACCCAUCCUGACCGACUUCACGUACCUCCUGACUAAAGGCCUAUCGCUGAUGCUUUGCGGUCACAUUGUACCAAAUCAAGUGAGCCACCGCGCUCGCGAGGCUCUCUCAAACCGCGCCUACCAUUGGUUCAGCAAGCGGAAGAUCAAAGCCUUCUACAGUUUGGUCGAUGACGUCAGCUUCAAAGAUGGCGCCAGCGCGCUUAUACAGACGAGUGGCCUUGGUAAACUGAAGCCAAACAUCCUGAUGAUGGGUUUCAAGGAAAACUGGCUGGACUGCGACCGGUCCGAAAUAGUCGACUACGUGGAAGUUAUGCACAAAGCAUUGGACGUGCACAUGGCGAUAGCUAUCCUGCGUGUUGAGGGCGGGCAGUACACGAGCGAGGCACUCGAUGACGACCUACAAGCCUAUCUACAGGACAUGAACGCUAAGGACCUAACUACACUGACGCGAUCGAUGGGAGACAACUGUAAGGAAUCCAAGUCUACUGAGAGUUUGAACACGCACUCGAGAGGUAGUAGCAUGUCCGACGUGUCGCUCGGUUCCCCACAGCUGCGGCGAGCCGCCGUGUCAGCCGACCCUAAUGCCGCCGCCAACAAACCCGCUACCAACGGACAGAAGGAGAGGCCCGGCGGCGGUGGUGGGGGUGGUGGCGGUGUAGCCGGAGCGGUGCGGCGCGCGCUCGGCGGCGGCGCGGCGGCGCGGCGCGCGUCGUCCUUCACCUCGGUGGAGCACUUCACGCGGCGCCAGGCCGGCUCCGUCGACGUGUGGUGGCUCUACGACGACGGAGGUUUAACCCUCCUUCUGCCGUACAUCUUGUCGACGCGGCGCGCCUGGUCGUCGUGCCCGCUGCGUGUAUUCACGCUCGCCAAUAAAAACACCGAAAUGGAACUAGAGGAGAGGAACAUGGCGUCCCUCUUAUCGAAGUUUCGCAUAGACUACUCCGCCCUGAAGAUGGUCUCUGACAUUACCAAAAAACCCAAAGACUCCACUUUGACGUAUUUCGAACGACUCAUCGCACCGUUCCGUACUACGGACGACUCUAAUGAUGCUCUGGGCAUUACCGACGCGGACCUACUGGCGGCUCGCGAGCGAACCCAUCGCCAUCUACGUCUACGAGAGCUCAUCUCAACACAAUCCUGUGGAGCUCGCCUCGUCUGUGUAACACUACCCAUGCCUAGGAGAAGGAACGUCAUACCACCUGCUUUGUACCUGGCUUGGCUACAUGCUAUAGCGACGUCUGUGGACAGAGUCCUGUUGCUGAGAGGAAACCACUCUGCUGUGCUGACGUUUUACUCUUAAAUUGGACCAUGUGUCAAUAUUAAGGUCAGUUUUACAUCAACUAUUGUCUCUUUCGAAAUAUCUCAACACAAUCCUGUGGUGCUCGCCUCGUCUGUGUAACACUACCCAUGCCUAGGAGAAGGAACGUCAUACCACCUGCUUUGUACCUGGCUUGGCUACAUGCUAUAGCGACAUCCGUGGACAGAGUACUGUUGCUGAGAGGAAACCACUCCGCUGUGCUGACGUUUUACUCUUAAAUUGAACCGUGUGUCAAUAGUGUUAAGGUCAGUUUUACAUCAACUAUUGUCUCUUUCUAAAUAUCUC
Molecule: messenger RNA, 4154 nt
Organism: Cydia amplana
Lineage: Eukaryota; Metazoa; Arthropoda; Insecta; Lepidoptera; Tortricidae
Gene: Ncc69
Product: bumetanide-sensitive sodium-(potassium)-chloride cotransporter-like
Exons: 24
Coding region: 366-3851 (1161 amino acids)
Biological process (GO): sodium ion transmembrane transport; sodium ion homeostasis; chloride ion homeostasis
Cellular component (GO): membrane
Molecular function (GO): sodium:potassium:chloride symporter activity
Source: RefSeq, a predicted model, not a curated record